Molecule: messenger RNA, 213 nt
Organism: Zygotorulaspora mrakii
Lineage: Eukaryota; Fungi; Ascomycota; Saccharomycetes; Saccharomycetales; Saccharomycetaceae
Gene: RPC10
Product: DNA-directed RNA polymerase core subunit RPC10
Exons: 1
Coding region: 1-213 (70 amino acids)
Biological process (GO): DNA-templated transcription
Cellular component (GO): RNA polymerase I complex; RNA polymerase III complex; RNA polymerase II, core complex
Molecular function (GO): zinc ion binding; DNA binding; DNA-directed RNA polymerase activity
Source: RefSeq, a predicted model, not a curated record
AUGUCUCGCGAAGGAUUUCAGAUUCCUGUUAAUUUAGAUGCAGCUGCUGCCGGUACCUCGCAAGCUAAGACUGCUACUUUGAAAUAUAUCUGUGCCGAGUGCUCUGCGACCUUGUCGCUGUCCAGAACAGACCCGGUGCGUUGUAAGGAGUGUGGUCACAGAAUUCUGCUAAAAGCCAGAACAAAGAGAAUGGUUCAAUUUGAAGCAAGGUAG